Molecule: messenger RNA, 324 nt
Organism: Xyrichtys novacula (pearly razorfish)
Lineage: Eukaryota; Metazoa; Chordata; Actinopteri; Labriformes; Labridae
Source: the annotation of a GenBank genome assembly
AUGAGGUCUAUGUUAAUGGCCCACCAGCCUGACUCCCCUUUAGAGGAGGCAGGGGUAUCUGACCCUCCAAUGCCCCAUCUCACGCUGGAGGAGGAUACACUCUCCCUGGCAGCCUCACCCACUCAUUUUCAUGAGUAUGGGGAAGACGCAGAAGGCAGUGCAUCCCAGGUGUCUGAUCCAGGCUCCUAUUCCUCUGGCCAGAGCUCCCGAACAGAGACGGGAGAUCACUCUAUGCGCACAGUUAUGCGCAUGGCCUUGGAGCGCCAAAACUUGAAUGUCUUACAGGUGGAAGACAUAGUAGUUCCUCAGGGAACUACAGGCUAG